UCCUCCAUAAAUUCCACGUCCCGUGUGUUUACGUCUUCUACUCAAUUCGGCGUUAAUGAACGUCUCGGAAGUGGUUUCAUUGGGAAUUUAUGGCAUUUGCUCAAUAGUAUUCUCUCACGCUAUAUAAAAAAACUGUAUAUCAAACAAGGAUCCAGUAGGUGUCGCCAUUGCUCCAUGUAGAAACAUUGCUCAAGCAAUAAAACAAAUACGGUACGGUACAGGAGUCAGGUGACCAUUUGGUCAAGCCAUUAAACCUGGAUGUCAUCAGGAUGAUGUCAUCACAAAGCCUAUUAGCCAUAUGACUAUGAUUUAGAGCAAUAUCCCCUUUUCUGGGUGUCAUCAUGGCUAAACAUGACUAUGGGCUAGAGUCAUUUUGCCCUGCCGAUAUCGUUGCCACAAAUCAUCGUAGUCAAACGACCAUGUACUAGAGCCGCAACUGCCGGGAUCUUAACCAAAAUUUAAAUUAAGUGGGGACUAUUAGCAGUGUGCCAGCGAACCAACCAAAUGGAGAGGAAAAUGGAUUCCACGGACAAUUACUCCCUAAAGCAAAACGUGCAACUCCUUCAGUAUCAGACUGAGAAGUUUCGACAGCUGUGGACUAAGGGGACAGAGUGUUUUGAAGAGCUCAAGCAUUUCUACAACCAGCUCAAUGAAGAGUGGCAAACCCAGUGGCUGAAUAGGGAGGAGACCGUAGCAUCCUACCUGAGGCACCUGGAGUUGGACUACAUCAAAUUGUUAGAAGAAUAUGCCAAACUAUACAACACGCGCGAGGCCAACGAGAGGAUUUUACUGAAAACCAACGCCGACUUACACAAGUGCAAUUUAGAUCUGAAGCAAUACCAAGUGCAACUCAACGAAGUGUGGCAAACUCGCUGGGUUAAACGGGAGAAAAGCAUCGCCUCCCAAGUCAGAUAUCUGGAAGCGGACAAUCGAAUACUGGUGAUGGAAAAAGCCGAGCUGUCUCACCGGAUGCAGGCCAAUGAAAGGAUGUUUUUGAAAACCAAGGCCGAACUGUACAAAACCAGCUUGGAGCUGGAGAAAUUAAAAGCAUCCAAAGACUCUCUCUCAUUGGAAAUGUCCAAAAAGGAGGUGAGCUGGAAACGAGAGAAAGAUAAACUGCUGAAAGAACGACAAGAGUUUCUUGACCAUAUCAAGCAGUUUGAGCACCUGAUCCUACGUGUGGAAAUUGCCGUCGGAGCGAUGGAGGACUGGACGAAGCUAAAACAAGGGGACAACAGAACCAACGUUGAGGAAAACGAGCGGAUCGAGCAGCAGGAGAAAGCCAGGGAAGGAGGUGACGACAAGCUCGAAGCGAGCGACGACAGCAAGUGCCAGGCCGGUUCUGAAGAGGGCAAUGUUGAGGGGAAAGAUGAAGGCGGCGCGGAGGUCGCCGCGGGAACGGAGGCAGUGCAAGAGAGCGGCGAGGAGUUAGAGGGGAGUUGCACGGACCAAGGAACCGAUGAGGAAGAAGACAGCGAUGAUGACGAGGAGGGCGACGGUGAGGCGGCGAAUGAAGGGGAGCGGGACUACGAAGAAGGCGAGGACGGGGAGUGGGAAGAUUGCGACGACGACGACGAGUGGGAAGACUGCGACGACGACGAGGUGGAGGAUUAUCGGGAAGGGGAGGGGGAGGGAGAGGACGAGCGGGAGCAGGAGGGAGACGAAGAGGGCGACCGGGAGGAAGAAGACGGGGAAGAAGAGGACGACCGAGAGGAAGCGGAGGAGGAAGAUCAAGAGGACGAAGGAGAUGAGGGCGACCCGGAUGAAAAGGCGGCGGGGGAAGCGGAUGAGUCCGAAGGUCAAGUGGAAAAUGGUGACCAAAAGGAAAUGCAAGAAGGUGAUCGAGACAAUAAUGACGGCAAAGCGGCUGAAGAGGAGGCGGGGGCAGCGGGGGCAGCGGGUGCCGCGGAGGAGCCGCAAGAAAACCAAAGCCAGAGCGUGGACGGAAACCAGGAGGGUGAAGAACUUGCCAAGGUGGAGGAGGGCAAGGAGGCGGAGGAAAGCCUCGGUGAGGGGCAGGAGAGGGAAGAGAGUGAAACUAAAGAGGAGGGGGGUGAGGAGAGUGAGCCGAAGGAGCAGGGGGGUGAGGAGAGCGCUCGGGUGGAAGAGGCGGAGAAAGACCACGUAAACGUUACAAACGGUGCACAAGAGGGUGCUGCCGCGACGCGGGAGCCUCGCGAAGAGAGUGCCGAGGCGGGGGAGGGGGGCGUCGCCGAGGGAAACGAGAGUGACGGCAAAGCGGAGGAAGACGGGAAAGAGAGUGAGGAGGGUGAGAAAGAGUGCGCAACGGAAGAAGGGGGCGGGGUCACGGAGGAGACCAGAGACGGAGAGGAAGGGAGCGCCCCGGCAGGUGAGGGGAUUGUCGCCCACAAGGCCGAAGGGGAGGAAAGUGUCACGGGUGAGGCGGGUGAGGAAGAGAGCCUCAAAGUAGACGAGGGGGGUGUCACGGUGGGGCGAGAGAGUGUUGCCGAAGACGGGGGCGAGGAAGAAAACGCUCCCGAGGUCGCCAAAGAGAGCGAGGGAGGGGCCGAGCAAGCCGAGGCGGAGAGUGAUACAGCGCAGAGUGAUACAGCGCAGAGUGAUACAGCGCAGAGUGAAAAGGAAGUGGCCGAGGAGGCGAGCCUCCAGGGGGGAGUUGAGGUGGGAGAGACAGACCAAAAGGAAGAGACGAAGCAAGAGAGCGUCAAAGGGGACGGCCAGAGCGUCGUCGAGGCGCAAGAUGACACGGCGGGUGCCAAAGCGGGUGACGAAAAGCAGGAGGCGGAGCUAGAGAGCGCCGAAGACGUCGCGCAAGAGAGUGAGAAGCCGGAUGAAGGGAGUGACAAAGCGGAAGAGGUGAAGGAAGAAGGUGACAAGACCCGAGAGAGUCUCGAGGCCAAAGGGAGCGACGCGAAGGACCAAGAGGAGAAAGAAAGCGCUACUCGGAGCGAGUCCGAGGAAGCGAAGAGGGGCGCCUGCGCCGAUGAGGAGGUGAGAGACGGCGGAGAGGAAAUGAGCAGCGGGUCGGCGGAGGACGGGAAGGAAGCGGAGGGGCUGGCCGCAGAGGCGUCGGGGAAAGAGGGCGAGAGAAGGGAGAGCUACUUUGAAAAAAUGAUCAGCCGCCUCACCAAGAAAGACAAGGAGGAGAGGCGAGAGCGGGUCAGGCGGGAGGUGGAGCGCAUCGAGCAGGAGAAGAGGGAACGGGCCAGGAGGGAAGACGAACUGUGGAUCUAG
This is a messenger RNA of Hippocampus zosterae (dwarf seahorse), 3213 nucleotides long. RefSeq lists its product as uncharacterized. The coding region runs from base 505 to 3213 and encodes 902 amino acids. NCBI's taxonomy places the organism in Eukaryota, Metazoa, Chordata, Actinopteri, Syngnathiformes, Syngnathidae. The record is from RefSeq and is a predicted model, not a curated record. The transcript is spliced from 3 exons.